Molecule: messenger RNA, 8695 nt
Organism: Macrosteles quadrilineatus (aster leafhopper)
Lineage: Eukaryota; Metazoa; Arthropoda; Insecta; Hemiptera; Cicadellidae
Exons: 1
Coding region: 743-3007 (754 amino acids)
Source: RefSeq, a predicted model, not a curated record
GCGAGAUUUCACGACUUUCUCAUUGUUUUGUUCAUUGUUCGACAAAAUCCUCGUUUCAGUGCUAUGAAAAGUUGUUGAAAGAAAAGUGAAUUGGUUUUAAGUGUUUUAUGGAUACGAAUCACAACUAUUGUUGAACGUGCACGACAUUAUCUUCUGUGAAAACUAUGGGUGUAGCUCGUUGUGGUACUGUAGUAAAUAGCGCACAGCCUUUGGAAUGACAAGUAGGUUAAACCUAUUUUCAUUGUGAAGAACAUUGUAAUGCGACCUACUUGAUCACAAAUCUAUCAUUGAAAUAAUUUCGUUGUAUUAUUCUCAAUGUUGAAGACGAAGUUAACAUGCCUAACAAUAUUCUAACACCUUGGAAAUGUGGCAAAGUAUGAAGGUAAAGUCUGAUAUAUUCCAUAGGGACAAUGGACUGUUCACACAUAGGCCUAGUGACUAUUAAGACUGUUUGGAUUUACAUAGACUAUAUCCAAAGCUAUAUUAUGUGUUGACUGUGAUAACUAUUCCUUCUUUGUUUUAAAUUUAAAAUGUUUUUAUACAACACCAUUAAGAGUCCUAGGACUUAAACUUAGAUUCUUACUUGCUUACUUUUUGGCCUAAACUGUCAUAAUUGAAAAACUUCUCCUUGCUCAUCCAGCCUUAAAAAUGAUUAUUUAUGUAAUAUAUGUAUGUGAAUAUUGUACAGGGUCAUGGGAAGCUGACUUACAACUUUAAUUUUAUUAAAAUGUAAACAAGCAAAAUGGGUCGGGCUUCUGGAUUUGUACCAAGCCUGCUAUUUUUCAAGAUGUUCAUUCAGUUAAGACUUUUAAUAGUUUUAAUGGCAUUUUCCCGAAAUGCCAUUCAUGCGGACAAUAACCCUGACAGUGUAACGGACAGGCGGUUAUUGUUUGGUGGUGACGUAUUUAACAAGACUUUAGCGUCCAAACAUGGUGUGUCAAAAUCAAGUUUACUUGGUGCGCGAAGUGCAAGGACACCACCCACACUAGCCUAUCCAUCCCACCCAACUUUACCACCUCCAACAAGCCCUACAGGGAGGGAGAUGCCUUCAUAUUCUCCUCCCAACAGAGCCUUUUUCACUCCCCCUUUACCACCUGAGUAUUUAAAUCCUUUUGCAGAAAAACCAACACUGAGAGAUAGUAAUUCUGAUGGUGCCAGUGUUUCCAAUAAAAGGCCUAUUCCUCCACCACCACCAAGGCUUCCUUCAGAAAUAGAACUUAUUCCCAUUAGACCUCCUGAUCUCCCAGUGCAAGAUACAAGGAAAAAAACCCUCAACACCCCCAGUUUCAAAAAAUUGGCUGAAAUUCCUUACUCCGAGACAACAAGCACAACUACAACCAAUUCUAGAGCAGUCAACGAGUCUUUUGAUUUUGUACCAAUUUUACCCUAUCCGAGUGUUUCUCGCAUAUUAUCAGGAGGAAGUGGACGAAAACAUGAUAUCCUUCAAGACAUUCUCGAAAGACCCAGGUUUGAGUCUGAAUCUAAAGCAUCUCGUACUAUUAAACAAGAACAAGGAGUUGUGAAAACAUUAAUACCUCCUAGUAUGAAACCUCCUCAGGUGACUGAGAAAAAACUCACUCCAGCACAAUCUAGAGAAGAAGUGAGCACACAAUCAACUAGGCCACCCCAGACCCGACCGCCAGAGGUAACAGAAGAAGAACUGCGCAUUGAAGUGACAGAACCACCCUUAGCAGCGAGAGAUCCACCCGAGGUUGCUCAUUUACCAGAACUACCAGAACCGAGAAUAAGAUAUGUUCUUGGUGUGGCAUGGGACAUUCACGUGUACCUUAUUGCCACAUUGUUCGCUAUACUAGCAGUUUGCUCUCUACUAAACAUCAUCAGGAUAAGUUCAUUCAAACGUUUACUUACUAGAGGUUACUUUUUAACUCUUCAUGGCAUCUUGCUUAUCAUUGGAACAACUCGGAGUGUGUUUUUAUUCUACGAUGCUUACAAUAUCAAUCACUCUCUUCCUGAUCCUGUAUCACAUCUACUUCUAAACAUCGCAUUCCCCUUGCUCACAUCAUCUUUUGCUAUUUUAUUUUUGUUCCUGUUGUUGGCAGGUGAAGUAAAAAUGGUGAGUCACAAACUUCAAAGAGCUUCAGUUCUAGCUUUGUUCAUCAUAGCCCACUUAAUUUUGAGUAUAAGUGUAGACCUAUGGGCAAACACCACUAGAUUUUCUACUCUUCUGCCAGUGAUAUGUCAAUGUCUUUUUGUUAUUCUGUGUGUCGCACUUGGCCUUUCUUAUCUGUAUUUGUAUAAGUCUCUAUCUCAUUCUUCUCUUCGGAAGCAAGGUAACAUAUUUGGAUCGGUGUUCUCAGAUUCUCAUCGUCCCACCCUCGCUCACGCUGUUCGUGUUACAUUAGCAACUGCAAUGCUUAGUCUACUGAUGGCUGCAGUUCAGCUCUAUGGAAUGUUCGGAGUGUACGAGUUCCUGGGAGAAGAAUCUCCUCAUGUUUGGUUAUGGUGGGGUUUUCAAUUUUCAGUAAGAGUUAUUGAAAUCUCCAUGUGCUUUUUAAUGUCUUGGGCUGGAGUUCAGCCACUGAGAUGUGAGGCGGAAAAAGAAACUCAAAGUCAUAACUCUGCCACUGGCUUUGCAUUGUUUUCAUGCGGUGCAGCAACUCCUAGAGGAAGUGAAGGGGGAGCGGGUGAUGAUAUUUAUCCAGCAAUCUGCAGCUCAAACCAAGCAAUACAUAACUACUCUCUUAGAACUGGCAAACAGGUGUAUGACGAUACCUUCCCUCUAAACAAUCUGCACGCUGGACCGCACAUGUUUCUACACAACACCACUGAGAGGAGAUCGUUGAAGAAACAUCCAGCUGACGAUCACGACAUGAGCAAAUCCAUAUGCGGGACUCUGGUUCCCUUUGAGAGGCGGCUUCAGCCUUCACCAUCCAUGCUGGUAGCAGAGAAUGGCUUCGUACGCUUCCGAUCUCUAGCAGACGGAGAACAACCAGAAGAUUCAUUCACACAGCCCAGUAUGGUUCAUCCUAGAGAAGAUUUUACGUGAGUUAAACGUAUAAACAAUUUUGGACUAUAUUUUUUGUAAUUUGCGAUAACUUCCGGCCGUAAAUUUCCGGAUUAGAUGUUCCUCUAGUACAGUGUUUUUAGUGCAGUCUUAUUGCCCGCUAGUGUAAUUAGGUUUUUACUCGAUUCGAUCUACGUUCGCUUUUUUUUAUAAUCAAAGCUUAGUUAAUAAUUUUAUAGGCCUAUUUAAAAUGUAAGACUACUAAGGGCUGCUAUAGUUUAAUAGUAAAGCCUACGGUUUCAGUAUUUUUUAUUAGAUUUUAAGGCGUUUCUUCAAAGUGGCAAAACGUUUUAUAAGGAACGUUGAUCUGUAGAUUUUGUAGAUUUUAUUUUUCGAGUACUCUUCCUUUCCUUAAAUCGUGUACAUAGAAAUCUUUGGUUGUGGGACGAAUCCCAACUAAUCAAAUAGCCUAUUUACCAUUGUAAAUGAUCUGUCCAAAUUAUAAAUAUAUAUAAUAUAUUUAUUAGGCUUAUACAAAUAGAACAUGUACAACAAUUGUGACUAACUUAAUGCAUUAUUUAACUCAGCAUUUUAAUACUUUACCUAGGCUAUAAAUAAACAUUUGGCUCAAGAUAUUUAUAUUUUCUAAUAAGGCUUCUGGGUCAAUGUAAUCCUGGAAUUAGUUUUACUACAAUUGCUCCAGUUGAAAAUAAAACCAGGCCUAAUCAAGUUUUUGUUUCAAAAAUUAAACAUGAUUUUAAAAUUGUCCUUAUAAACUUUGUGGCUCCCAGUGCAGCUGAAAUCACCAUUAGGCCUAUCCUAAUAAAUGAUCCAAGGCGGGUAGUUAAUCAUUAGACCAUUUAUUCUUUUACUAUCUCCACGGUACUCACCAUUUAACUUAAACAGUUAUUUAUAAAAAGAAAUAUGACGAUAAUAAUAUUAAUCCUCAUGAACUAGGCUAGGUUAACUAUCAAUAAAAAAUGAACAUAAUUCAUCAUUAAAUAGACAAAGGCAGAUAAUAAUUAAUGAUCAUUAAAGGUGAUACCGUGUAGUGGUGAUACGCGUAGUCGUUAGACAGCAAUUUGGAUUACUCUGGCAGAUCCAGGUAACAUUAUACCUUUUAUACUCUAAAACAGUAAAUCCUGAGGUCCAAGAAACAACAUGAAGUGAUAGUUCAACCUCACCAUAAGCAUAAGGAUCAAACUAAUUGCUGUUUAAGCUAGCCUAAAUAAAAUAUUUCUAACACUUGACUGUUUUCCAUCCCAUGGGCACUCAAACAAAAAGUUUUUACACACAGGACAAACUUAACACAGCCAACUCCUUUGCCAUCGCCACAGCCUUCCCGGUAGUUGGUCUUAUUGUCUAAUGUUUAAAUCCCUUAAUGAUAACUGGCCUACAAUAGGCCUAACUUACUAGUGGAUAUUUUUGAGAGAGCUGAGGAAUGAGAAUUUAUGUUCUUAAACAUUAUAAAACUGUUUGAAAAUAAUAUAUCUUGAGCCUUUAAAGAUUUCCAUUUUUAGAACUGUUUUGAAAUCCCAUUUAUAUUGUCUACUGCUUGCAGUAAUUUUAUUAACUCCGUGAAGGCUUUCGCCAUUUAAAUGAUAGUUCUGAAUCUCCCUUUAAAACCUCUUUUUAUAGUUAUUUACCACGUAACUAAAUAUUUGUAAUUUCUACCAAUCUCAAUUUUUUAAAGUGUGUUUUUUUUACUCUUAUUAUACAUUUACGACGUUGUUAUAUUUUACAAACUGUAUAGGUAGCUUUAAUAUUUAUUUAGGGCUAAUCAUUUUUAUUAAGAGAACUGGCAAGUAUUUUUGCAUUUUAAUACUAGGAGCAGAUUUUUUAAAUAUUGUGCCAAUGCUUGAAUUUCUUUAUAAUAAAAUAUUUUAAAUCACAUACUUAAAUAAAACUCAAAAAUUGUUUAGGAUAAUAUGGCCUAGUUGAAAGACAGCAACUAUUUAAGCACUUCUGAUAUGUUAAUUACCUAUAUAGGCCUAACCUAAAUGAACAAAAUUCAUUGGAUGAUUAUUUAGAUUUGGAGAUGUGGGACUUGUGCCUACAAACUUUUCAAAUACUAGGACUUCGGCCACCCCUAAAUUUUAAUUAACAGGAUAGGAUAUGGUCAAUUUAAAGGAAGUAUUACAUUUUAAUCACCUUCUAAGACAUGUCUGAAUGGCAAUUACAGUAUAUAAUAGGCUUACUUGAUACUUGAUACUUGAUACUUGUAGUCUAUGUCGUUGACCGAUGAAAUCGGCAUGACUGCGUCAGAUUACUAAAUACUAAAAUACUAUUUACACAAUACUAUUUACACUGUGGCAAUGGCUAAAAAGUGGCUCGUUGCCUAAUUCUUCGAGGCUGUAAAGAGGCCUAUUUACCAGCCUGUCACGCAGGGCCGUCUUAUAAUCAUCAAGGUCCAAAUUGCGCACAUGAACCGGCAAGGAAUUAAACAGCCUUAUCGCCGACCGAGGAUAACUACACACACACACACCCAGACCUACCAAACGUAAGAGAAAUACAAGUCAAUACUGUUAAAAAAAAUGUGAAUAGUCUUGAACAAUCUAGGUUUAAUUCAGACUGACAAAAGCUUUACUAAUAAUUGAGUUAGACAUUUUAAGUUUAAAUCCGUUACUGUAGCUGAUCUUUCACGAGGUAAUAUUCAUUCAAUACAGUUAUAGUAUUACUUUAACUCAUGUUAAUUGUUUAGCCUAAUAUAACAAUGUUCCUGUAGAAGCACACGAUAGAAGAUAUUUUGCACUCUGCACCUUAUUAUACAUUCAAGGAAAUUUAUUUAAACUGUCAAAACCUUGUAAUAUAAGUUUUGUAUAGGUAUAUAAUGUGUUUCAAGUAGAAAAAAGUGGUUUUUAAUUUUAAUUUGAGAGAGGCAGGUUUAUUAUUCUUCCAUAAAUUGAAGAUUGUUAAAAAGUUUGUGAUUAUGGUAAUUUAUGGAGUUAUGAAAAUUUGUUCGCACAUAACAGUUUUGAAUUUAACAUGGGGAAAUGAGUUUAAUUCCAGUUUCCCACAGAUUUAGUUGAACAAAGUUUAGAAUCACAGUUCAUGUAAUUUUUUUUAUAUAUAUACUUAUGUGCUAAAUACAAAAUGGAAAUAUUUUUUUAUAUCCUAAGAACAUUAAGUAGAAACUUUGGGUUGAUAUUUUUUUGUAGGUACAGUAUAUGUUUUCAGUUGAAGUAUAACAAAUUGUGCGUCCUUAUUCCUUAAUAGUUGAGCAAUAAUUGAGGUUAGCAAUAUUAUGUAUAAUUCUAUAAGUAAAGUGGCAUAAGCCUUGUAAGAAAUAAAUUACAUACGUGACUCAUUUUAAUAAUAUCAUUGGGAAUCUAAAAUAUAUCAUUGGUAUAUUAGAAUAGGUAGGCCUAAAUUUUUAACAACUAGUGUUUAACAUACUAUUAAACCAAUGACAACAAUACAGUAGGCUAUGCCUCUAUAAACUAUUUGGCUGGUCAACAACCAAUUCGAUUGGUCAACGUUGACAACUUAACUACAGGGUUUGUUGAGUAAAAAAUCUCAUUUCAAUCUCAUUCAUACGUUAAUUGUGUAAGUUCGUUUGAUUCCUUUUUUACUGCAAUCACAUGUUUCUGCUUUCCAAUGUUAUCAUUAAAAUUGAGUUUGGCGAAGAUUGAAGAAUGAUUUUGUUAUGUUGGAAAUAGGCGUACCCCGCGCCCCUUAAAGAUCUUGCUAUUUUUUAAUUAAUAUACUGUAUACUUGACAAAUUAAACCUACUACAAAUUUGAAACUCUAGACACUAGUAAUAUACAGAGACCUACAACUUGUGAAAAAUACCACCGAGUCACAUUUGAUGAUUCUUAUAACCAAAACAAAUGACAGAACACCAAAAUUAGCAAAAAAAUGUGGGAAAAACUACUCUGCAUGGCGAUUGAUAGACAAGAUUUUGAAUAAAGGUUAUGAAUCAAAUUAUUAUAGCCUAAUUUAAUAUUUUGGCUUCCCUCUUUUGUAGCCUAUCUCUUUAAUUCAUUUAGUUUCAUUUGUUAAAGUGACACAACUUUUAGUAAAGAACCAAGAAUUAAUUUGAAAUGGUUUUGCAAAUAAAACGGCCUUUUCAAAUAAAAAAAACUCCAUUAUUUUGAUGUUUAAUAAUUUAGUUCUGUAAGUAAAAGAUUAAGUGGGACCCAGGGUUUUUUGGUACCGUACUUUGGUUAUCCGGAAUCCACUUAUUUUAGAGGGAAUUUUUUACCGGAGACCAAAAAUAACUAUAUAGUUGGAAAGACUUACUUUCUCCCCCUAUACCAUAGUAUAUAGAGAAAGAAGGCUUAUUGUUUACAUAUAUACUUGUUGCAGCUGUAUAGUUUUAAGUUUGUAGCGUGUUUGAUGCGGUAUAUUAAGACAAAAAUAGCAAUGUCUUCCUCUUAGUGGUACACAUAGUAGGGCCUAUAUUAAUUAACCUAACCAAUGUUCCAUGUUUUUUUAAGUUAUCAAAUUCCCAGGUUCCUUAAGCGUGAUAAAUUUGUUAAAAAGUUAACUUUCAUAGACAUGUUAGUAUAAUUUUACUCCUUAAAUGUAUUUGAAAACAUAAUCCUGGUUUAAAUACUACCGUAUUAGUAACUUUUAUGUGAUUAGGCCUACUUGUGACUAACAAUGGUCUAGUGAUUCUUGUUUUGUAUUUAUCUUCAAAAAGUACUUCUUAUUAUGUUGGGCAUUGAAAGUUUUUCAAACUCAGUUAACUCAAGUUUAAUGAAAAUACCCGUUUUUAAUUGUUUGUGUUCUCCAACCUUAUAAUAAUAAAAAACUUCAUUUUUUUAAGUUGUAUUUAUGUACCGGUAGCUAAAACAAUUUAAUAUAUGCAUUUUUAGCUCAGCAAUAAAUUACAAGAUUCUAAAUAAAAUGUUUAUCAAGAGCUACCUUGAAAACAAAAUUUAAUUUUCUAAAUAUAAAAAUAUUUAAUUACAGUAAUACCGCAUCGCUGAGAUUAUGAUAGGGAGAUAUGAAAGCAAAAGGGGUCUGAGUUAGAUGUCUAUACACAAUUAAGAAAUCUAUAAUAAAAAGUAAAUUUUUGUACAAUAAAUGUUAUCUUAUUUAUGGGAAAAUUAGGUCUCACACAAUAUUCAAUGCUCAACUUGAUCAAACCCCAUUGUUUAAUGUAAAAUUUGCCUCAUUUCAUUAUGGUAUUAUUAUGUUAUAUUGUAUACCCAAGCUAAGAAUACUCAAAGGUUUGUGUUCCUUUUCUGUCUAUUUUUUUCACUGCCACUAUUGUUUAAAUAAAAAUGCAAAAGCUAAUAAUAUUAACAUACCUACAUGAAUGAACAUACGUCUUGUUUUUAACAAAUUAUCCAAGUAUUAUUAGAUGAGACUAUGACAGGUUGUAUUUUAUUUUACUAGGCAAUGUACAGUAAGGUUCUUAACGCUCUUUUUAUUAACAGGUUUUAUAAGAGUAUGGAUAUUAACAGUAUUAUGGGAGCUUAUUACUAGUAAACUUUUGCAAUGACAGUUUUUUGUAAUUUUAAUUUUCAUGACAUUUUGCCAGUUUUUACUUCUUCCGUUUUAACGAAGAAUUGUGUAAUAAUUUUGUAAAUAUUUUUAACCUUUGUACUUAUUAUGUUGAUUCCUAUUUCAAUAAGAGUCGCGUAAUUUUAUUGUGAUUCAGAUAUUAAUUAUUGUAAUUUUAUGUUGUGUAUAUUUUUAUACCUAAAUACUCGCAGCUUAUAAAUAGCCGAUCCCAGAUACUUUUGUGUCUACUAUUAAAAAAUAUAUUACAUAUAUUAA